GGGGCGCGAACCCAUGCGAAUAUAUGAGUGUAAAAUGGCGGCGUGAGGACCUGGUUCAAACCGCGGAGGACAGAGACGGCACCGAGCACAUCUACUGGCAGCAGUGACACGCUUCGACUGAGGCCGAAGUUGGAAUUUAUUUACCGGAGAAGACCUGGAGAACUUCAUGGAUCCUCUGAUUUAUUCUGAUCUGGAAAAUAUCAAACUGUGGAAAAGUCUGAAAUUAUUUCCCACAAUUUGCUGAUGGGCUGUACAGAGCAGCAGGAUGGCGAAGAGGAUCGCUGAUAAGGAGCUGACAGACAGGAACUGGGACCAGGAGGAGGAAGGAGAGGAGGCCGGAACCUUCUCAGUUGCAAGUGAAGACGUGUUGAAGAACCGAGCCAUAAAGAAGGCGAAGCGCCGAAACACUGGAGCAGAGAGUGAAGCUGGAGGAGCUUUCAAAAGUUUUAAAGGUUUCUCUUUGGCCUCGGCGGGCGGAGUCUCUGCUCCAACAGCGUUCUCUGGUUUUGGUAACGGUGGAGGUCUGAAGGGCCUUGGAGGGCUGACCAACGGGAACUCAGCUUCCUUUGGAGGAUUCUCAUCUACUGCUGGACCUGGUGUGACGUUUAACGGUCCGUCCUCCAUGACGCCCCCCUGUGACAUCGGCACCAAGCAGACCAAUGGCUCCGCCCCCGGCCCCGCCCACAGGGAGUACAGCCGGCAGCUGACGGCGCUGAACUGCUCAGUGAGGGACUGGAUCACCAAACACGUCAACGACAACCCUCUGUGUGACCUGCAGCCCAUCUUCAGGGACUACGAGCGCCACCUGUCCAGCAUCGAGCGCCAGUACGGGUCUGGAGGUUCUGAAGGAGGUUCUGGAGGACGUUCUGGAGGUCCUGAGGAGAAGAACGCUCCAGCUCCAUCCAGCGGCUCCUCGGCCGCUCUGUUCUCCUUCAGUAAAACCACGGCAGAGGACUCGAUCCGGGACCAGAGCUCCGGUUCUAGUCCGGUUCCGACCAGUGUCACCUUUAACUUCGGCCAGAAGGUAGACAGUUCGGUUCUGAGUUCUUUAGGGAACAAGUCCGGUCCCAGCUUCUCCUUCUCCUCCGGGUCCAGUCAGAUGCCUCUGUUCAGUUCUGGAGCUUCAUUCAGUGGAUCCAAACCAGACGACGACCAGACCACAGAAGAGAACCCAGAUGAAGAGUCUGAAGAACCUCCGAAGCCUGAAGUGAAGGAGGUGAAAGAAGACAAUGCCUUUUAUUCCAAGAAGUGUAAAAUGUUCUACAAGAAGGAUUCAGAAUUCAAGGAGAAAGGAGUCGGAACGCUGCACCUCAAACAGACGGACGGGAAGACCCAGAUGAUCAUCCGGGCCGACACCAACCUGGGUAACAUCCUACUGAACAUUAUGGUCCACUCCUCCAUGCCCUGCUCUCGGGUGGGGAAGAACAACGUGAUGGUGGUCUGUGUUCCAAACCCUCCGGUGGACGACAAGAACCCCAGCAGCCCGGUUCCUCUGCUCAUCCGGGUCAAGACCAGCGAGGAUGCCGACGAGCUGCACAAGACUCUGGAGGAGAAGAAGUAGAACGUCCUCAGCAGAACCGUGGUCAUCUUCAGAACCUGCAUCCAUAGACUGUUCACCACCAACACACCCUUAUAUACACACACACACACACACACACACACACACACACACACACACACACAAAAAAAAAAAACAGAGUACAACACACUCACUGUAAAACUCACUAUCUCUGUGUGUCCUUCAGUCCUCCUGGUAUUUGGUCACUAGAACUGGUUCCAGCUGGUUAUAACUAGUUCCAGCUUGUCCUAACUGGCAUCAUGUGGUUCUAACUGGUUCCAGGUGGUUCCAGUUUGUCAUAACUGGUUCCAGCUGGUUCCACUGGUUCUGACUGAUUCCACUUGGUUCCAGCUGGUUCCAACUGGUUCCAACGGUUCUAGCUGGUUCCACUGUUUCCAACUGGUUCUAGCUGGUUCCACUAUUUCCACUGGUUCUCCUGUGAAUCCGUGUUAUACGGCAGCAGCUUGUAUCUUCUCGGUGAAUCUGGAUCUGCGACGUCUCGACGCUCCUCUGAGGUUUUUGGGGCUCAGAGUCUCAAACGGAGGGAAAGUCGAUUUGGUUUUACAAAUUAAAGCUGGUUUGUGCAUCUGAAAUUAUUUAUUGUUGCAGGAUUCAUGUUUCCUGCAGAGCUUCUGCUGUUUCCAAGUGUUCCUUGUGUGGCCUUCAGAUGUGUCUGAGAACAUUUGUAAAGAAUUAAAGAAAACAAACCACUUGA
This is a messenger RNA of Amphiprion ocellaris (clown anemonefish), 2273 nucleotides long. RefSeq names its product nucleoporin 50 (gene nup50). Gene Ontology annotation, biological process: protein import into nucleus. Gene Ontology annotation, cellular component: nuclear pore. The record is from RefSeq and is a predicted model, not a curated record. The coding region runs from base 266 to 1561 and encodes 431 amino acids. NCBI's taxonomy places the organism in Eukaryota, Metazoa, Chordata, Actinopteri, Pomacentridae. The transcript is spliced from 9 exons.